AUGCAGGUGAUCAAGCCCUUGAACUACGUGCUGGCAUUGCUGGCGAUGCAGGUUGUGAGCGCUGCCACCAACAGCUGUACGUCGUGGUCGGAGCGCUUUCAAAAGAACCUCGAGGGUGUCUGUGUUUGCUCUGAAGCAACAUGCGAUACCAUAGACAAUGGGCAUCUGCAUUUGUCAGGUAGCGAAGCUGGCGUGUUCACGACCAGCAAGGCUGGAGACCGUUUGACCUUCUCGACAGUCGACAUGGAAGCCACAGCCAAUGAAGCUGCGGACUUUGUUAUUGACACAACGAAGACAUACCAGUCGAUUAUUGGCUUUGGUGGCGCCUUCACGGACUCGUCAGCUAUCAAUCUGCAUAUGCUGAACUCUAAGCUGCAGGACAUUCUCGUGGACGCGUAUUUUGGAGAUGACGGACUCCAGUAUACCAUUGGUCGAAUCCCUAUUGGAUCUACGGAUUUCUCGCUGACUAUUUACUCAUACAACGAUGUGGAGGGUGACUUAGCCAUGGAGAACUUCAGCAUUGACAUGGACAAGGACAAGAAGAUUCCAUUCAUUCACCGGGCUAUGGGCAAAUCUUCUCGAGGCUUGAAGCUCUAUGCAUCGUCGUGGGCACCGCCUGCGUGGAUGACUACGGAGAACACGACUAUCAACUGCGCUGUCCAAGGUUACCCGGGCGGCGAGUACUGGAAGGCUCUGGCACUUUACUACUCCAAGUUUGUGUCUGCAUACGAGGCCGAAGGAAUCCCUAUUUGGGCCAUGACGACGCAGAACGAGCCCACGCAGCAGUUCGCGUUCAAGUACUGGCAGAGUCUGCGCUUCAACGUCACCACGGAGCGUGACUUCAUCAAGCGCGACCUUGGUCCACAAAUGAAGACCGACCACCCCGAUUUAAAGAUCAUCAUGAUGGAUGACCAGAAGGACUUACUCCUGGACUGGGAUGCCACACUACUUGAUGCCGAGUCGGCACAGUACGUCUCCGGUGCGGGUGUUCACUGGUACAAGAACUUGGACUUCCUGGUCGACACAGCGGGCAACUUCGCCGACCUCGAGACAUUCCACGAGAAAUACCCUGACCUCUUCAUCUUAGCGACGGAAGCGUGCGAAGGGUAUCUGCUUGAUGGUAUCGUAACGGGUGCUGGCCCCACCCUACAGAACCCGACGUUCGCGUGGCAGCGUGCUCAAAUCUACGCGCGUGACAUUAUUGGAGAUCUUGCUCACUAUGCUGCCGGCUGGACGGACUGGAACCUGGUGCUCAACACCACUGGUGGACCUACGUGGAUCGACAACCUGAUCGACUCGCCCAUUCUGAUCGACGAAGCAGGUGGCGCUGAGUUCUACAAGCAGCCAAUGUACUAUGCAAUGGGCCACUUCUCCAAGUUCCUGCCGGCCGACUCGGUCCGUGUGUCCCUGUCUACCAGUUCGAGCGCGUCGUCGACCCUCGCUAAGGUGGAUAGCGUGGCGUUCUUGACCCCUGACAACCAAGUGGUGCUCAUUCUUUCCAACCGCGACAGCUCCGCUCAUGACAUCACGUUGAACGCUUGUGAUUGGUAA
This is a messenger RNA of Phytophthora infestans T30-4, 1551 nucleotides long. RefSeq names its product glucosylceramidase, putative. The transcript has 2 exons. The record is from RefSeq and is a predicted model, not a curated record. Gene Ontology annotation, molecular function: glucosylceramidase activity. Gene Ontology annotation, biological process: glucosylceramide catabolic process. The coding region runs from base 1 to 1551 and encodes 516 amino acids. NCBI's taxonomy places the organism in Eukaryota, Oomycota, Peronosporomycetes, Peronosporales, Peronosporaceae.